Messenger RNA from Dictyostelium discoideum AX4, 309 nucleotides. RefSeq names its product chaperonin Cpn10 family protein. NCBI's taxonomy places the organism in Eukaryota, Evosea, Eumycetozoa, Dictyosteliales, Dictyosteliaceae. Bases 1 to 309 code for a protein of 102 amino acids. The transcript has 2 exons. The record is from RefSeq and is a predicted model, not a curated record.
AUGUCUGGUGUUAAAAAAUUUAUUCCAUUAUUAGAUCGUAUAUUAGUUGAAAAGAUUUCAAAUCAAGCAACUAAAACUUCAGGUGGUAUUUUCAUUCCAACCAACAAAGAUGCACCAACAAACAAUGCUAAAGUAAUUGCAGUAGGUACAGGUUCAGUUAAAUUAGAUGGUUCAUUUAUUGAUCCAAUCGUAAAAGAAGGUGAUAUUGUUUUAAUUAAUCCAAAAGCAAGAUCAAAUACUGUUCCAUGGGGUGAUAAAACUUAUCACUUACUCAGUGAAAAUGAUAUUUUAGGUAUAAUUGAAAAUUAA